Molecule: messenger RNA, 666 nt
Organism: Coniosporium apollinis CBS 100218
Lineage: Eukaryota; Fungi; Ascomycota; Dothideomycetes
Exons: 2
Coding region: 1-666 (221 amino acids)
Biological process (GO): phosphatidylethanolamine biosynthetic process
Cellular component (GO): mitochondrion
Molecular function (GO): phosphatidylserine decarboxylase activity
Source: RefSeq, a predicted model, not a curated record
AUGCUCUUCAACAAGACGCUGACCGAGGUCCCGGACAAGCUACCGUAUAACAAGGAUUCAUCUCUCCAGCCCGAGGCUCGGGAUAUCCUCACGCUCCUACAGGUGCUCAACGUGCAGAUCCAGUCGCCGAUCGGUUACAACGACCCACCCCAGAUUGGAAGUCCGAUCAACGCCAUUCUCGAUUGGCCCGUGGGCACAAGGGCCGGGUUCGCUGCCUUCCUCCGAGACGACGUCAACAAGCUUUUCCAGGACUCUCUACGGUACUGGGCCGCGGCGCACAACGACCCGCACAGCCCCGGCUUGGAGAACUUUACCGAAAAAUGCAUCUGCGACCCAAACAACCUUCAUUACGGCUACAAAUCCUGGGACGACUUCUUCACACGCCACUUUCGACCUGGGAUUCGUCCUCUCGCGGUCCCUACGGACGACAGUGUGAUUGUCAGCGCGGCGGAGGCAACACCAUUCGCAAUUCAGAGGAACUUCCAGCUGUACGACACCUUCUGGACCAAGGGGCAAAGGUACAGUCUUCGCCCACCUGCUCGACGAUGCGAGGCUAGCAUCCAAGUUCGUCGGCGGUGCCGUCUACCAGGCGUUCCUCAGCCCGGACAGCUACCACAACUGGCACGCGCCCUGUUGCCGGCAGCUAUCUCGGACGCCCCAAGAUAA